Messenger RNA from Leptopilina heterotoma, 839 nucleotides. RefSeq names its product U7 snRNA-associated Sm-like protein LSm11 (gene Lsm11). Gene Ontology annotation, cellular component: U7 snRNP. Gene Ontology annotation, molecular function: U7 snRNA binding. Bases 36 to 683 code for a protein of 215 amino acids. The transcript is spliced from 4 exons. The record is from RefSeq and is a predicted model, not a curated record. NCBI's taxonomy places the organism in Eukaryota, Metazoa, Arthropoda, Insecta, Hymenoptera, Figitidae. Gene Ontology annotation, biological process: mRNA 3'-end processing by stem-loop binding and cleavage.
AAGAAAUCACCUCAGUCAUAGGACAGUAUUUAAAAAUGGCGGACGACCAUGAAUCCUCAUCAGACGAGAGUUUAGACGCUCGGAGUGAAAAUUUCGAUCCACUUAAAGCACUUUAUUCAAAGAAAACAAAAAUCUUAUCAGUGAAAGCUCCGGUUUAUGACAAUAUAGUGAAAUUUGAAUCUGUGAUAGCGGGAUGUGCUGCGAAGAAAAAAAGUGGACAAAUCGAGGGGGAGCCUAUGCAGAGAAAAUUUCUACCCAAUCAAGGAAUGAUUCAGGGCAGUUCGAGAUCGAGAGAAAGAUUUAUAGGCGGGAGAAAUAUUCUGACAAAAAUGAAAAAGGCUUAUGGCCCACUUGGAGAACUGUACGUGUAUAUGGAAAAUAAAAUCAAAGUUAAGGUUUACACAAGGAACGCAGAAGGUAUACGAGGAUUUAUCGAGGCUUAUGUGGUGGCAUUUGACAAGCAUUGGAAUCUUGCUUUAGAAGAUUGCUUUGAAGUGUGGACGAGGAAAAAAAAGAGAAAAGCGCCCGCUUUAGGUUCGGCGAAUGAAGAAGUGGAAAAAGACGAAAGUGUUCCAAAAGUGAUAGUACAAAAAACGACGAAGAAAACGGAAACAUUGGAAAGGCACGUGCCACAAUUAUUAGUGAGAGGAGAGCAGGUUGCGAUAAUUGUCAAACUAAAUUAAUUGUCCACCUGUCAAAAGCUUCAGUAUUUUAAUAUAUCAGUUUUUUUAUCGAAGAAUACAAUCAAAAAGAAAAAGAAAUUUUCGUAUUAUUAAUUACCAAAAUCCUUUUAGGCUAUCAAAUAUUCUGACUAUCAAAUAUUCUCCUGCAUAAUCAAU